This is a messenger RNA of Sinocyclocheilus rhinocerous, 882 nucleotides long. It is a transcript of the gene tmem79a, whose product is annotated as transmembrane protein 79a. Gene Ontology annotation, biological process: regulated exocytosis. The transcript has 3 exons. Lineage: Eukaryota; Metazoa; Chordata; Actinopteri; Cypriniformes; Cyprinidae. The record is from RefSeq and is a predicted model, not a curated record. The annotation marks the transcript as partial. Gene Ontology annotation, cellular component: trans-Golgi network membrane; lysosomal membrane.
UCACAGAUCUCUGUGUCUCUCUCAGACAGUUGUGUGGAGUGUGUGCGGUUGUGUGUUUGUGUAACGGCUGCCGCGGUGAUUUUCCCGUUACUGACGUGGGCAGGAUACAAGCUCCUCCCCUUUGAAGCCCCGCCCCUUGACAGCUCCGCCCUCCGGCUGAUCUACACACUGCGCUGUGCGUUCUUCGCCAGCAUUCCCAUCGUGCUCGGUGUGCUGGUUCAGGGUGCGUCGCGUCUGAGGUUCGGGACGCUGAAGCCUCUGUUUGACGGGACGUGGGAGAACCGCGAGGUGGCCGUUCACGAUCAUUACGUGCGACACUCGCUGCACCUGUACCUGCUCUACUUCCUGCAGCUCGCCGUCAUGGCAACGUACACCCAACAGGAAAUGCUCAAACUGGUGCCGCUCCUCACCAUCAUCUUCGUCUUCGGCAGGCUGAUCUACUGGGUGUGUGUCGUGUUCGGCAGCAGUGUACGAGCGCUUGGAUUCGCUCUCUCCUUCCUGCCUCUGCUUGUUCUGCUGGCCGCAAACCUUUAUUUCAUUGGCUCGGCGAGCGGACAGGAGGCGGUGUUUCACGUGGCCCCGCCCCCUACAGCUUCACCCCCAAAACAGAGGCGGUGGGGCUGAAAACCAUGUCCGAAUAAUCAGAAUUAUCACUUAAAUAGCGAGUCUUUUACUGCCGACGUCACAUCCGUCCAGCCAGACGAUCAAAACAAAGACUGAAUGAAAGACUCUCGCUCGCACAGAAAGGCAGAGAUGAUGAAUGGGACGAAACUCAAUAUGCGUCAUGAGACAAAACCAGUUUAACUGCUGCAAACGCUCGUGAUUCGGUCUUUCAGCAAAUCUGACCUCAGUAGUUACUCACUAUGACUUCACACACACACA